This is a messenger RNA of Vigna umbellata (rice bean), 764 nucleotides long. RefSeq names its product basic transcription factor 3-like. The record is from RefSeq and is a predicted model, not a curated record. NCBI's taxonomy places the organism in Eukaryota, Viridiplantae, Streptophyta, Magnoliopsida, Fabales, Fabaceae.
AAAAAGUUUAGGGUUUUUGCAGGCUUGCUCGUUGAUAUAAAAGGUAGUCCUUAUCUCCUCUUAUUGUUUAGGUUUUCUUAGCGAGUGUUACCCUUUGCUCUCAGUACUGAGCUUAAUCCAACUUCACAAAGAUGAAUCGGGAAAAGUUGAUGAAGAUGGCUGGUUCGGUUAGAACUGGAGGGAAGGGUACCGUGAGAAGAAAGAAGAAGGCCGUCCACAAGACCACAACCACAGAUGACAAAAGGCUUCAGAGCACUCUGAAGAGAAUAGGGGUGAAUGCCAUUCCUGCAAUUGAGGAGGUCAAUAUCUUUAAGGAUGAUGUAGUUAUCCAGUUUCUAAAUCCCAAAGUUCAAGCAUCUAUUGCUGCAAACACUUGGGUUGUCAGUGGUUCUCCACAAACAAAGAAGUUGCAGGAUAUACUCCCCAGCAUUAUCCACCAAUUAGGACCAGAUAACCUAGAAAAUCUUAAGAAGCUUGCGGAGCAGUUUCAGAAGCAGGCUCCCGAAGGAGCUGCUGGCUCAGCAGAAGCUCAAGAGGAGAAUGACGACGACGUCCCAGAGCUUGUUGCAGGACAGGAUUUUGAGACAGCUGCCGAGGAGACCAAGGCAUCUUAGACUGUUAUUGUUAUUGUGCCCAUCGUUAUAUAUUCUGUGUUUUUAAUUUUUUUUUCUUGAUUUACCAUUAAGUAUUUCAGGUGUUCAGUUCUCCUGUCAUAUACUUUAAACACUUAAAACCCUCUAUUAAAUCUGCUUUCCUCCAUCUAA